Molecule: messenger RNA, 2669 nt
Organism: Rattus norvegicus (Norway rat)
Lineage: Eukaryota; Metazoa; Chordata; Mammalia; Rodentia; Muridae
Gene: Arl10
Product: ARF like GTPase 10
Exons: 4
Coding region: 202-783 (193 amino acids)
Molecular function (GO): GTPase activity; GTP binding
Source: RefSeq, marked validated
AGUGCAAGUGCCAGGGCCGGGACAAGGCAUCCGGCUAGGAAGCCCGGAGGGCGCGGCAGGAGCCAGCCAGGCACCAGUGCAGAAAGCGCGGUGGCGCCGCCCGGGGGAUGCCCUCAGGCCCGGUGCGGCUGAUCGUGAGAUCUUGGGAUUGUCUUGGGCUUACUACUGUUAGAGGAAGCCAAGGAUUUGUGAUGGGGAAGAAUGUGCGGGAGAUCACGAGGAGUCAAAAGAAAACCGGAGGACGAUGAAGAUGAGCCGGCAUUGGAGGAACUGGAGCAACGCGAAGUGCUGGUGCUGGGCUUGGAUGGCUCAGGGAAAAGCACGUUUCUGCGCAUGCUGGCUGGGAAGCCACCGGUGGAAGGCCACGUCCCCACCUGGGGCUUCAACUCUGUUCGGCUGCCUACCAAGAAUUUCGAGGUGGACCUGUUAGAGAUUGGUGGCAGCCAGAACCUGCGCUUCUACUGGAAGGAGUUUGUGAAUGAGGUGGACGUGCUGGUGUUCAUGGUGGACUCGACUGACCGGCUAAGGUUGCCCUGGGCUCGGCAGGAGCUGCAGAAACUGCUGGACAAGGAUCCUGACCUGCCUGUUGUCAUAGUGGCCAACAAGCAAGACCUGAGUGGAGCCAUGAGUAUGGUGGAGCUGCAGCAGGAGCUGGGCCUCCUUGCUAGUGACAACCAGAGAGAGGUUUUCCUCUUGGCAGCCAGCAUUGCCCCUGCAGGAUCUGGCUUCGAGGAACCCGGCACCGUGCGCAUCUGGAAAUUGCUCUUGGAGCUUCUCUCCUAGGCUGGACCCGCCUGCCUGCUGCCCAGCCUCGGAAACCACAGUUCUGCCUUCUCCUGCAUCGUUGUUGCUAGCCUAGGCCUUGGGCAGGGGCAUCACAGCAACGCUUCCUCUCUCCCUCAAGAGCAAGGCUGAGUCCACGCUGAAGCCUUCCUGGUGAGGUGGGCGUGGGGCUGAGGCGGUGAGGACAGUGACUGCCUCACUCUAAGGCACAGUGUGGCUCCAGCCUCCCUUAACUCCCUCCCUGCAGGACCCUCUGGCUGAAGCAGCAGUGUGGAUGUCACUGGUACUUCUGAGCCUUCAGGUCUCAUCUCACUGUUCACUCUGGUGGCAUCAUACAUGUCCCAUGUGGGAAGCUUCUGAGUAGAGCACAGGACGCUCUCGCUCCUAGUCCCUCGUUAUCCUCCAGCCCUGCUCUGUCUGUGGCCUUGUGUUCCCGCCUUUCUAGCCCCUGGGCCAUUAUUUUUAAAGGGAGGUGGUUUCCAUGUUUUUUUCCCUAAAUGCCAGCCAUCCCUGGCAACGCCGAAUGAGGGUCAGUCUGGAAACCUUAGCAGAGAAUCCUCUGAACGCCUCCCUGCUGUUGUGGCCUGGCCUUGUCAGCCUUUAUCAACCACAAAGUGCAGUUCACUGGACUGGGUGGGGGGUGGUUUGCCCAGCUCUGGAGACGGCCUGCUGCUUUUGUACUGACUGUGCCAAUGCCCGUGUUUACAUAGAUCUAGAGAAGGACGGAGCCUGAGUCCUGGAACAAGACUGGAGCCGGGGGUGGGGGGGGUGGGGCAGGGUGUGUCAGCCUCAGAAUGGCAUUUUAUUUAUUUAUUUAUGUAUUUAUCAAAGGAAUGGGCCAAAGUUCUAGGUUCUGUUUCUCGGUGCUGUAAUGAAAACCCUAGGAGACUGUCAGAGAAUUUGAAGCUUUGAGAACUGGAAUCGUGAGAUUAGGUAACCUAUGGGUGCCCACGGAGACAAAACUGUAGCUUGCCCCUCCCCCAUCCUGUCCUUGAGACCAUGACUGGAAGCAGGUACCUCAAGGAGACCUAGUACUCAUGGCCCAGGACAGGACUAGAAGAGCCAUCAGAAUGACUCUUCCUGUGCCCGUGGAGGACACAUAACCAAGCCUUCUGGGACUAUUUAUUUGUCAGCCAAAAGCAGAAACUGAAAUGCUAUGUUCUCCGAAGUGAACACUCCAUGACUGGUGAUCAACCAGUGCAGAACUGGUCUCCAUGCUGACACUGGUGCAGCCAAGAGCCUUUGUCUGCCAAGGGAUACUGAACGCCAGUGGACUGGUGGUGGUUUUUUGGUUUUUUGUUUUUGUUUUUUUUUUGUUUUGUUUUUUUGUUUUUGUUUUGUUUUUUGUUUUUUUGAGACAGUGUCACUCUAGCUCAGGCUGGCCUUGAAUUCAUGGCACCUGGCCUUCCUGAGCCUCCAGUGCUGGGAUUAUGGGAAGCAUUGGGCCAUGGUGCCUGACUUUCUGUUUGCUUUUUGAGGAUACAGUGUGCGCUGUGUUUGUCAGCUGCCCAGCAUACAGCCCAGGAAGUGGAACACUCCGCGUUGAAGUGAGCACAAUCAUCUGAAGGGGGCGCUCUGGGCUCCUGGACUCCAGCCCACGAGGAUGGAAUUACUACAGGACAGAUCACUCACUAGAAGUGAUUUUUCUGCUUUUCUAUUACAUAUUUAAGGAGUGACUAGGAUUUCCAAGUGUGUGAGGUUUCGUCAGAUAUUGUGCAUCUGUUGUGAGGAUCUCACCUCACUCUCCAGUGUUCACCUUCAAGCAGACUUGUGGAGAGGACUUCUUUCCUAACUGAAAGACCUUUGUCUGAUGAGUUUCAUCAUGUGCAACUGUCACGUUGUCCACGGUGGAGGGGGUGAAUUUAAGAAUAAAGCAUUUCACUGUG